Molecule: messenger RNA, 2026 nt
Organism: Ricinus communis (castor bean)
Lineage: Eukaryota; Viridiplantae; Streptophyta; Magnoliopsida; Malpighiales; Euphorbiaceae
Product: protein NRT1/ PTR FAMILY 2.11
Exons: 4
Coding region: 86-1834 (582 amino acids)
Biological process (GO): transmembrane transport
Cellular component (GO): plasma membrane
Molecular function (GO): transmembrane transporter activity
Source: RefSeq, a predicted model, not a curated record
CCCAUGAGAACCUUUCAAGCCAAAACACAACAACAUUCAGCAACUACACAAAGCUACUCUUCUUAAUCUUUAAUUUAGUUGAGCUAUGGAGUUCAAGGAAGAGAAAACUGGAUCAACUGACAAGGAGGAUGUUGUCAACUAUAAUGGAGUUAAAGCUAUGCCAUUUAUCAUUGGGAAUGAGACCUUUGAGAAGUUAGGGACAAUGGGCACUGUUUCAAACUUGAUAGUGUAUCUCACUACUAUGUUUAACAUGAAGAGUAUAACAGCAACUACUGUUAUCAAUGUCUUCACUGGAACUGUAAAUGCUGUCCCAUUAAUUGGUGCUUUCAUCUCUGAUUCUUACUUGGGACGCUACAAGACUCUUGCCAUCGCUUCCAUCUGCUCUCUUAUGGGAAUGAUAGUAUUAACUCUCACCGCCGGAAUCUCCAAACUGCACCCUCCAUCAUGCGCAGCAAAUGAGAUGGGCAAGUGUGUUGGAGCCACUGGUGGUCAGUUGGCUUUCCUAUUUUGUGGGUUGGGAUUUCUUGUUCUUGGAGCUGGAGGUAUUCGCCCUUGUAACCUUGCCUUCGGAGCUGAUCAGUUCAAUCCAAAUACUGAAUCUGGCAAGCGAGGCAUCAAUAGUUUCUUCAAUUGGUACUAUUGCACCUACACGUUUGGCAUGAUGAUAUCUACAACCUUUAUCGUCUAUGUGCAAUCAAAUGUGAGUUGGACGAUCGGGUUGGCGAUUCCAGCAUGUCUAAUGUUCUUGUCCUGUGCACUUUUCUUCUUUGGAACAAAACUUUAUGUCAUAGUGAAACCGGAAGGGAGUGCCAUAGUUAGCGUGGUGCAAGUGCUAGUUGCUGCGGCUAAGAAACAAAAGUUAAAUCAGCCAGACAAUCCUGCUCUUUCCCUUUUCAGUCAUAUGCCAACCAAUUCUGUCAACUCCAAGCUUCCGUAUACAAAUCAAUUCAGGUGGCUUGACAAGUCCGCAAUUAUUACGAGUGAAGACCAAAUAAAUUCUGAUGGGUCUGCUGCCAAUCCGUGGAGACUUUGCAGCAUUCAACAAGUGGAAGAAGCAAAAUGUGUGCUGAGAGUGAUUCCGAUAUGGGCCUCUGGCAUACUGUAUUAUGUUCCAGUAGUUCAACAAAACACAUAUGCUGUUUUGCAAGCACUUCAGACAGACAGAAGACUUGGCGAUAGUGGGUUUGAGGUGCCUGCAGCCUCAAUUAUAGUCUUUUCCAUGCUUACUCUUACCAUAUUUAUUCCCAUCUAUGACCGAAUGUUGGUUCCAUUUCUUCGGAAGCUCACUGGCAAAGAAGGUGGAAUUACAAUUCUUCAAAGAAUGGGAAUUGGAAUUAUUUUCUCAAUUGUUACCAUGAUUGUUUCUGGUCUGGUUGAAGAGCGAAGAAGGCACUUGGCUCUUACAGGGUCAGCCCAAGGAGUCUCGCCUAGAGGGGCUAUAUCAUCCAUGUCUGCUUUAUGGUUAAUCCCUCAACUAGCACUUGCAGGACUAACCGAGGCUCUUAAUUCAGUUGGGCAAACUGAGUUCUAUUACAAGCAAUUCCCUGAAAAUAUGAGAAGCAUAGCUGGUUCUUUCUUCUACCUCGGAUUGGCAGGUUCAUUUUAUCUGAGCAGUAUACUUGUUUCAAUAGUCCACCAUGUCACAGCAGGAUCCAGUGGCAGGGAUUGGUUGGCUGAGGAUCUUAACAAAGGGAGACUGGACCUCUUCUAUUACAUGAUCGCUGUUUUAGGCACUCUCAACUUUGGCUAUUUCCUCGUGUUUUCUAAGUGGUAUAGAUACAAAGGUAAACAUACAAAUACAACUGAGGUUAUGGAUGGAUGGGAAGAAGUCUAAGAAGCAUUCUGUUCCAAAGGAAACUGAGCAAAUAAAUCUCAAGGGUCGUUCUCUCUAACAGGAAAACAAAAACCGUAGAAUAUUGUAAUAAGUAAUUAAGCAUUGCCACUGCUUACAGGCAUAAAAUAUUGUUCCAUGUUUGUAAUCUUUGAUGUCAUUAUUAAUUCAGGCUUUACCUGAUUGUUCUUUUAA